GGCUUCAAUUAAUUAACCCUUGGUUCUCCCUGUUCGCCCUCCCCUUUAUCUCCUGGUCACUGCUCACCUCCCCCCCUCUGAUCGUACUAUUUAACUCUCAGUUGCUUGCGCUUUUCUGGAAAAAGAUGAUCUGAUCCCUUUCCCCUUCCCCACCCAGGAAUCAAUAUUUCUCCAUUUGCACCGCCAAUCUCACAUUAUUAAUCCUGCACUCACCCCUUUCUCCCACGGACACUAUGCUGUCUCAUACCUAGGUUUUUAUCCUUGCACGCUGCUUCUUUUCCCUUAGUUUCUCUCCCUUUUCUGAACGCUAGAUAGCAGUCACAGGCCCUCUUCCCCUCCCCCUCUCUCUUUCUCUCCGUGCAUGAUAUGCCCCUUCAUCACUCGUCUACCAUCGCUCAAAAGGAAAGCAAAAAAACAAGGCAUUAGUAAAAACCCUAGAACGAGUGCUAGUGAAGAGAUCUAAGCAAUCCCACCUAGUAAGAAGAUGGAUUUGGUUUCAGAGUCAUCAAACCCGAGCUGUGAGAGUGAAGGUCGCGUGACUGCAUCGGCGAGCCGGUACGAGAACCAGAAGAGGAGAGACUGGAACACAUUCUGCCAGUACCUGAGGAACCAAAGGCCGCCGGUGCCGAUGGGGAUGUGCAGUGGCACUCAGGUGCUGGACUUCCUCAGGUACCUUGAUCAGUUCGGAAAGACCAAAGUCCACACCCCGACUUGCCCUUUCUUCGGCCUUCCCAACCCCCCGGCACCUUGCCCCUGCCCUCUCCGUCAGGCGUGGGGCAGCCUUGACGCCCUCAUCGGCCGCCUCCGCGCCGCCUACGAAGAGAACGGAGGCACCCCCGACUCGAACCCCUUCGCCGCUCGUCCCGUUAGGCUUUAUCUGCGCGAGGUUCGUGAUUUUCAGGCCAAGUCCAGAGGCGUUAGCUAUGACAAGAAGAGGAAGAGACCUAAGCCCAAGCCGAACAUCGCUGCCGAUGCUACUAGUGCUACUACUUAGCCGAGAUGAUUGACUCUUCUAAAUAAAAGAAAACAACAACUACAACAGCAACAAAGCAAGGGGAAUCGGCUCACUUCCCUUCGUACGUAUCCUGUAAUAUAUAUGUCCCGAUAAUGUUUUGUGGUGCGCAAUUUUAAUGUGUUCACUUUAUUAUGUCUUGCAAAGACUUGCCACUGAAAUCCUUUGUUCGCGAGUAGUCCAAGAAAUGAUCAUCCGCGAUUGAUAAUUUGUACCCAAUUAAAUGUUAUGCGCAUACAUGUUGUGUAUUACUUGAAAGACACAUGUGCACUCGAUUCUCUGUGUAAUGGAUGUUGCAAUGCCCUCUUGCAAAUUAUUAAAAUUCUCAAUGGAUCUCAA
Neltuma alba is the source of this 1351-nucleotide messenger RNA. RefSeq names its product protein LIGHT-DEPENDENT SHORT HYPOCOTYLS 1-like. Lineage: Eukaryota; Viridiplantae; Streptophyta; Magnoliopsida; Fabales; Fabaceae. The record is from RefSeq and is a predicted model, not a curated record. Gene Ontology annotation, biological process: mRNA transcription; response to light stimulus. The transcript has a single exon. Bases 485 to 994 code for a protein of 169 amino acids. Gene Ontology annotation, cellular component: nucleus.